Messenger RNA from Dicentrarchus labrax (European seabass), 5920 nucleotides. Its product is annotated as sodium/potassium/calcium exchanger 3. The transcript is spliced from 17 exons. Gene Ontology annotation, biological process: calcium ion transmembrane transport; intracellular calcium ion homeostasis. The record is from RefSeq and is a predicted model, not a curated record. NCBI's taxonomy places the organism in Eukaryota, Metazoa, Chordata, Actinopteri, Moronidae. Gene Ontology annotation, cellular component: membrane. Gene Ontology annotation, molecular function: calcium, potassium:sodium antiporter activity; calcium channel activity. Bases 405 to 2231 code for a protein of 608 amino acids.
AGAGAGAGAGAGAGAGUGAAGGCACACAGAGCUCUGAGCAUGUCGCCUCCUGUUGCUGCACCUCACUGUGGGAUCUGCUGUCGACCUUUCAGACUGUACACAUGAACGCAGAGAGCUUUUUUUUUUAUUAUGCGUCCAACUCGUUAUGUGCGACCCGGAGGCUUGUCGGAGUGAAGUAGCGCAGCGUCUGCUCUGAGUCCGGAGGGGAAAACCGGGCUUGUCUUUGCGGGGAUUUUUUGUGACACAACUUGGCAGAGAAGUCGCUUGCCGCCGCCGCUGCUCUUGGAGGAGGAGGAGGAGGUGGUAGUGGUGGUUUGUUCGGAGCUGUUUUGCAGAGAAAGUGUGAAACAAGUGUCAGGAAGAGAGCAACAGAUGUUUUUGGUGGAUAUGCGGCCGGCUGAGGAAUGAGAGCAGCAGCGAGGCACCGGCGGCCCUUCCAGCGGUUCUGCUGCUGUGGAGUCGGACUGGUCGCUGUCAUUUGGCUCGCUCAGGUCAUCCAGGCACCAGAGACUGAGUCUUCUGGGCUUCGGCCAGGCGUGAACGAUGGGACGCUGCAAUGGACUCGCAAGCUGAUGCAGGAGAAGUCAGACAACCAGAGCCUGGAUCAGCCCCGAGCAGCCAUCCACGAGUUUCCAGAGGACAUCUUUACCAAGGAGCAGAGGAAGAAGGGGGCUGUGGUUCUGCAUGCACUCUGUGCCAUUUACAUGUUCUACGCUCUGGCCAUCGUCUGUGAUGACUACUUUGUCCCCUCCCUUGAGAAAAUAUCUGAGAACCUGCAGCUCAGUGAAGAUGUGGCCGGGGCGACGUUUAUGGCUGCAGGAAGCUCUGCUCCAGAGCUUUUCACCUCUCUCAUUGGUGUAUUUAUCACUAAAGGAGACGUUGGAGUCGGCACAAUCGUUGGCUCGGCUGUCUUCAACAUCCUGGUCAUCAUUGGCCUGAGUGGGAUCUUUGCAGGCCAGACAGUGAUUCUGACAUGGUGGUCCCUUUUCAGAGAUUCUUCCUACUACAUCCUCGCUGUGCUGACUCUCAUCAUGGUUAUCUAUGAUGCCAAAGUGGUCUGGUGGGAGUCCUUGCUCCUCAUGACCAUGUAUGGAGUCUACAUUAUAAUCAUGAAGUUCAACUCCCAGAUUCUGGCGUUUGUGACACGUCAGCUCAGGAGCGGCAGGCUGUGCUUCCCCGGUCCAGAGGAUCACAGAGAGGACAAGACGAUAGAGGAUGCCUCUGCAUGCAACACCUCCAUGGUGCUUCUCAACAAAGGCCAAGCUAAUGGUCAGGAGCCUCCACCCGUCGUCAUGGUGGAUGAGCUUCUCAUCCUUAACCCCCACAAACUGUCCUUCUCUGAUGCUGGCCUGCGUAUCAUGAUCACCCCCCACUUCUCCCCCCGCACCAGGCUCUCCAUGGCAGGACGUGUGGUCAUCAGUGAGAGACAGAGGCUGAUCCAGGGUUCGAAAAUCCAGCGGGACGUUGAGGCCGGCCCCAGGUCACGAUCGGGGUCGACCAGCAACAGCCUGAAGAGGACGGGCUCCUGCAGUCUGGAGAACGGAGGCAAGGGACCCGGGAUAGGAGACGCAGAUUCAGGAGACAAGCCGGGGGUCGAGGUGUGCCAGCCAGAGGAGGAGGACGAUGAAGAUGGGAUUUUCAGUCCUGUGCGCAUACCAGGUAGCUGCUGUGCGCGGGUGAAGUGGGUGAUCACAUGGCCUCUUGGCCUCCUGCUCUACUGCACUGUGCCUAACUGUAUUCUGCCGCGCUGGCACCGCUGGUUCAUGGUCACCUUUAUGGCCUCCACCCUGUGGAUCGCCAUCUUCUCCUACCUCAUGGUGUGGAUGGUCACCAUCAUCAGCUAUACACUAGGCAUCCCAGACUACAUCAUGGGCAUAACCUUCCUGGCAGCAGGGACCAGCGUGCCAGACUGCAUGGCAAGUCUGAUUGUAGCUCGACAAGGCAUGGGGGACAUGGCAGUGUCUAACUCCAUAGGAAGCAAUAUCUUUGACAUCCUGCUGGGUUUAGGCUUCCCCUGGGCUUUACGUACCAUUGUGGUGGACCAUGGAUCAUCAGUCUCCAUAAAUAAUAAAGGACUGGUGUAUUCUGUCAUCCUGCUGCUGGCAUCUGUGUUUCUGACGGUUAUGAGUGUUCAUCUGAACCACUGGAGGCUGGAUCGCCGGCUGGGUCUGGGUCUGCUGUUUCUCUAUGCCAUCUUCCUGCUCUGCUCCAUCUUCUUCGGGCAGAUGUGAGGCCUUAAGGUCAAAGGUCAACCCUGACAACAUGCUCAGUACCUAUCUUUCUAUCACACGUCCUCUUUCCUAAAGCCAAAAAAAACAACAAAGAGUGACAGCGUUGUUGUGUUCCUUGUGAGAGUUUCUGUGCACCUCUGUAGGAUUCACUAGGGUUAUACUGUACUCAUGCAACUACACAAAUACACUCUGAAGUCUUUUAACAGUAGCACAAUUUUUUCUCCUCUUUCGUACAGUGCAGUGUUUGGAAGCAGUCUUUUAAGUAUCAAAUUAGGUGACUGUAAAUGUAAUGACAUGGCAGAUGGAAGCCUUCAGUAACAAUAAGAAACAGGAAGUGACGUCAGUAAUCAGAACAUUAUUUAGAAAACACAUUUUUAGGAUCCUCAUUAGCUAUGUUGUUGCACACUGUCAAAAUUUCGACGAGAACGAUAUACGCUACCGUAACUGCGGUAGGGCUUUCCACCACUAAAAACUUCCACCCUAUAACGACAUGUUUGUUUUAUACUUUAAUAUAUCACAAAUGAAUCUCGUGGCCUUUUCUACAGUCUUUGCCAAAAGCUUCAGUUUUGACAGACGUCACUUCCCGCUAAAACUUCGCCAGGUUAGCUUUCCAGCCAACCGGCUAGCACACUACAAAUCUAAACUGCUUCUGCGUGAUGAUUAUUUUUUUUUGAAAAAAAGAUGAAUCACUGUUUCAUUAAAGCAAUAAGCCAUUAGAAGUUUGGAUUUACAGCAAUAUUACAGGCUCAGUUUAAUUGUAUUGUCUAAAAGCACACAUACACCCUUUUACUUGUUGACAAAUGUAGAUCAUGCACAUCACAUUAGCCGUUAAUAUCCCGUGCAGUGAGCAUAAAUUAAAGUCAUAAUGACACAAGGGUCUCGUCCUUUCAGGGACUGUUGCUUCCUGUGACCGCAGCUCUUAUCAUCUGAGUAUACUGUUUUAUUUAUUUAUUUAUAUUUUUGAAUGUUCUCAAAAGCUGCUGCUGCCAAGAAAAUUAAUUACAGGAUAACUAGCUAGUUGAUUUCAUCAACAACACAGCAAACAAGAGUUAUUUAUGAGUACAUUUAUUAGCCUGCAUCUCCUCUGCUGCUGUAUCCACAUAUCGUUCCCCAACAGUUUCUGCUGGUGAGGAGUGUUCAAUAGUUUCUGGCAACACUACUCAGUUUGAGCAUUAUAUGCACAGGUUGCAGACAGCUGCAGUUGUGAUUUACGGAAGGGGAAAUUAAACAUUAAAGAUAGACUACCCAUAAAAAAUCUUCUAGGCUAUAGUACAGAACCAGGAUGUGUGUCAAGAGGCUGAAGCACAUAGUGAAAAUGUGGUGAAAUGCAUAUUAUGUUCAUUUGAGGAGGCAAAUGAAUUAAGAUACCUGAAGGAUUUAAGGAAUUUAUGUGUAUAUUAAUAUAUAUUUGACAUGUUACCGUGGUUUUAGUUGCCAUCUCAACUAUAUUAACAGCUUUAGGUUAAAAGGUUGAAACCUCUUUUCUCAGAGAUGUUAAAAUAUGGUACUUUAAUCUGCCAUGUCAAAAAAAAACCUCUUAUCAGAUUAAUAUUGUCCGUUGGCUUUAGGUUUGAAUACCGUAGUAUGUUCUGAAUGUACACCCUAGCUGACUUUACCAUUAGUGUGGAAAUAUUUACAUGCAUUCAAAUGUAGCAGGCGGCACUGAAUUACAGCGAAAGACAUCUGAACAGACAGUGAGGUACUUUAGUCCUACAGUAAAGGACACCAUGUAUGUGUCAGGAGACUUUUAGAAUAGAAACACUGAUAUGAAAAUGCACAUUAUUGUGACAAUAUUUUGACGAUUUUGCCUCACUGCUUAUAAGCAAGUAUUGGUACAUCUUAAUGUACGUAAAGAGAUUAACCUAGUGUUACAGUAUUUUUAGAGGUCUUAUUACUAUGAAAUCUAAUAUAUAAUGUACUUCAAUGAGUGUCACAGACUUUGAUGACUUUGAGUGCAGGUGAGUUGUAAUACUUUCACGUUUAGGUACGACAAUCGAUGUUUGUAUUGUUUCUUGUACAUUUUAUGAGAUUAAUUCCCUUUGGUAGAACAUUUUCACACACUCCGAUCAGGACAGCAGCAGCACAUUGUAUACUCACACAUACGAAUACUGUAUCUGUGCGUGUUUUAUGGCAAAUAAUGAUGCAUAUUCUGUCUUCAUAUGUACCUGCUGCUCCUCUGUCCUCGUAUGAAAAAUCAGCAAUCUGGACACAUUCAGAAAAUAUCAUGAAUUCAAGACUAAAUGUUCCACCAAAGGGAUUUGGGCAAUCUUUUUGUCUUUUUUUCAAAUGGCUGUAUAAUUAUUAUAAUUGUCUACUUGACAAUACUUUGUACUGUUUGUAAAUGUUAAAUAAUUUACAUAGUUUUACAAUAAUGAAUGUCUGACUGAGAGACUAGUUUUGUGGUGUUUUUGAUAUUUUUAAAAAAUACACAAUGUAAGCCUACUUGUGAAAUAUUGUAACAGAAUGGAUGCAUAUUUUCUGUUUGUUUAGUGGAUUAUGAAGGCUGUAAUGGGAGACUGGCACUCUGUUAUUAAUUCAAUUGCAGUAGUGUCUUAAAAUAUUUUCAGCACUAAGAUUUUCUUUUAUUUCAGUAUUGAUUUAUUGACACUCAUGAACCUUAUUUCAUGGGAACACAGGAAAUUAAGAUCCCGUUUACGUGUUUAAAUAACAAAAUUAAUUAAAAAUGUUAAAAAUUGUGAGUGUAAAACAGUUAAAACUGAGUUUUUGUAGUUGAAAUGAGGUUUCACUUCAAACAGACACAGUCUAUUUAAAUGUCUGCAAUGUUCUUGUGCUAAAUUUCUUAAGGAAUUUAAAUGUACAGUGUAGACAUAGAGCUGUUUCUUCUCAAAAUAGAGAAAUGCUACUUAAUUAGUAUAAGUAUAACCUAUUCCACUAAAUUGUCUCAAAAACAUUUCUUUCCAUAUAUUAUUCAGAUAAAAUCAGUUAAAAUGGUAGAGCAGAAAAGAAAAUGUGUUAGUUACCCUGUAACUGCCCAAGUACAGAAGAUACACUUUAAUGGAGGUAGCUUGUUCCAAGGCCUCCUGCUUGUCCAGAAAACUCUUAAUUAGUGCUGAAAUAAUUGGUCGAGUAAUCGUGGAUCAACAGAAAAACAAAAAUUAUGAUAAACAGUUAAUUGUUAUUCUUUGAUCAAGCAAAAAGGCCAAAGAGUCACUAGUUACAGAUUGUCAUAUGUGACAAUUUGCAACUUUUCUCUUUGGGACAGCGAGUUGAGCAAAACAACCACCAUGCCACCUUGGGUUUUGACAUUUGUCGCAGUUUUCUGCCCUUGGAUGGACUGACCGAUUUAUCAAUUGGAUAUCAUUUUCAUCAUCAUCAUUCUCAACCAUCAGUAACUCAUUGUGUUUUGCCAGGAGAUGAUUGGCGGCUGUUUGUGAUGCUAACGUGUUCUUUCACUCAGCUGUUGGGAGUCUCUGCUGUAAGCUCUUAUUCAACUCCAGUAAUAAUCUCAAGACGCUCGUCAUGGCUCCAGAGAGACACAAUAGCCUCAAACCAAACAGCUGAAGUCCAGUUCUUGUUGUGGUUUCACAGCACUCAAAGAAUGUUCUGUAUAUUCUGCUGUGAUGUUGGAGGUAGAAGAUAUUUUAGUUGAAAUGUAUUGCUUAGAGUUCGUAUGGGAUCAUAGAAGACUGUUGUAUCUUGAGUCCAAUAAAAAAACUGUGCAAUAACAA